Messenger RNA from Zingiber officinale, 309 nucleotides. Its product is annotated as zinc finger protein 7-like. Lineage: Eukaryota; Viridiplantae; Streptophyta; Magnoliopsida; Zingiberales; Zingiberaceae. Gene Ontology annotation, biological process: negative regulation of abscisic acid-activated signaling pathway. Bases 1 to 309 code for a protein of 102 amino acids. The record is from RefSeq and is a predicted model, not a curated record. The transcript has a single exon.
AUGGAGCUUGAAAGGAAGAGGACUAACAAUGAUGAUAACCGGAAUCUGGAUGCAGAGUUGAAUCCAGAGAGGAUGUUCACCUGCAGCUACUGCCCGCGAAGGUUCUUCAGCUCUCAGGCAUUAGGCGGCCACCAGAAUGCGCAUAAGCAGGAGAGGCAAAAUAGAAGGUUGAGAAGGGAGAUACCCGUCGCCACGCGCGUUCAGUCUCCUCAGCCAUCUGUUGUGGCAGGAUCACCAGUUGUAGUGGAAACUCAGACGAGUAACGGAGAGGAGCUAGUAGAGGAGCUCGACUUGACUCUAAAACUGUGA